CAACGGCCGUAUUGGUGAUACGGAAGGCUACUCCAACGCAUCGGCAUCGCUCUUGUCCGCGGCGGCCGCCGGCGGCGGGCUAUUGAGUCGUGUCGUCUCCGGCGAGGCCGCGAGCGACCCCUGAACCAUUACCAAUGCCGCCGCGCGCGCUGCCACUGCCGCACUUCACCCUCCCACCCCUCGCCGGCGAGGACUACCUAUUCGUGGCCGCGCUCCGCUCCCACCUCUCCUCCUCGCCGCCCCCCGCCGCCGCCUCGCUCUCCCGUUUCCUCCCCUGUCUCACCCCUCUCCGCCUCGCCCACCUCCUCCUCCAACUCGCCCGCCCGGCGCUUGCACAGGGCUUCCCGCACGGCCUCCUCGCCGCGCUCCUCCCAUCGCCGCCUCCCCCGCUCCCGUUCGCCAUCCUGAUCCACUCCCUCCCGCCGCGCCGCUGUGCCGAGCUCCUCGCCUCCGUGCUCCCCUCCGUCUCGCCGCAUGCCUUCCCGGACCUCCUCCACCACGUCCUCCUCACCGCCCGCCUCGCCUCCGGGCCGCGGCUCCCCGCGGCCGCCGCUGCCGUGGCCGUCCCAGCCCUUGACGUCCUCUUCUCAGCAUGCGCGCGCAGCCAGAAGCUCUCCCGGGCCACGCUCGCCUACCGCGCCAUGCGCGCGCACGGCCUGCUCCCGGCCGUCGCGUCCUGCAACGUCUUCAUUUCCGCCGCGCUCCGGCUGCGGCGCCCUGAGAUCGCCGUCUCCUUCUUCCGUGAGAUGCGCCGGGGCCGGAUCUCGCCCAAUGUGUACACGGCGAACAUGGUGAUGCGGGCGUUCUGUGCCAUGGGGCAGGUCGCGGACGCGGCCCUGGUGCUCGACGAAAUGUCGGACUGGGGAGUUGGGAGGACGGCUGCCAGUUUCAACACGUUGAUCGCCGCGUACUGCAGGGACAGUGGCGGCAUGGAGCCCGCGCUGCGGCUCAAGGAGAGGAUGGAGCGUGAGGGGCUCGCACCAGACGAGGUGACAUAUAACACGAUUGUGCAUGGGCUGUGCAAGGAGGGCAGGAUGCGGCAGGCGAACCGGGUGGUGAGCGAGAUGAGGGUGAAGGGGGUGGCGCCGAACACAGUCACCUACAACACUCUGAUUUAUGGGUACGUGAAGCUCGGUGAUAGCGAGGCGGUGUCGAGGGUUCAUGAAGAGAUGGUGAAGGCCGGAGUGGGGGUCAAUAUGGUAACAUACAACGCUCUGAUUCUUGGUCUUUGCAACGAAGGGAAGAUGAGGAAGGCCGGGCGUUUGGUUCAGCAGCUUUGCACAGCCAAACUUGAACCGAAUGCUUCAACUUUUGCGGCGCUGAUUGUUGGGCAGUGCAAGAAGCAGAACUCAGAGCGAGCGCUAGAUCUGUUGAAUGCGAUGAAGAAAAGCGGGUUUCAUCCGAAUUACGACGCCUAUAAGAUCGUUGUAUCCACUUUCUGUAAGAACAAGGAUUUCGAAGGAGCAGUGGAUGUUAUGAAGGACAUGCUUGGGAGGUGCAUGGCUCCUGACAAGGCCUUGUUGCAUGAAUUCUUUGAAGGCCUUUCUGAAGCUAAAAAACUACACCUGGCAGCGGACCUCCGUUCAGUGGCUAACGGUGAAAGGUUGAUUCCUGAUGUCUAGGAAUAAAGAUGAAGAUAAAACCACAUGUUAACAUGUAUGGUGGACUACCAAGUUUAAUGAAAAUGUUUGUUCGGUGAA
This is a messenger RNA of Phragmites australis (common reed), 1700 nucleotides long. Its product is annotated as pentatricopeptide repeat-containing protein At4g26680, mitochondrial. The transcript has a single exon. NCBI's taxonomy places the organism in Eukaryota, Viridiplantae, Streptophyta, Magnoliopsida, Poales, Poaceae. The record is from RefSeq and is a predicted model, not a curated record. Gene Ontology annotation, molecular function: protein binding. Bases 135 to 1622 code for a protein of 495 amino acids.